AUGGCCAAGCUCUGGUUCAAGUUCCAGCGGUACGUCCGCCGAAAACCCGUGCGCUUCUUUACCUUCCUGGUGCUCUACCUGACGGCCGGGAGCCUCGUCUUCCUGCACGCCGGCUUCGUGGGCCAGCCCGCCGUCCCCCAGAACCAGGCCAGUGCCGCCGCCAUAGCUGCCGCCGCCGCCGCUGCUGGGGCCCCAGCCGAGGGCGCCGAGCUGCCCUUCCUGGAAGACUGGCACCUGGGCAGAGGCUUCAGGGACGCGGGGGAGACCUUGAGCCUCGCCCGCAGAUACGGACACGGACCCUGGUUCAAGGGCAAAGAUGGGAUGGAGAGAGCCAAGCUGGGCGACUAUGGAGGCGGAGCCUGGAGCCGAGCCCUCAAGGGGAGGGCUGUCCGGGAGAAGGAGGAGGAGCGAGCCAAGUACAUUGGCUGCUACCUGGACAACACCCAGAGUCGGGCCCUGCGAGGCGUGUCCUUUUUCGACUACAAAAAGAUGACCGUCUUCCGUUGCCAGGACAACUGCGCAGAACGGGGUUACCUGUAUGCCGGGCUGGAGUUCGGCGCCGAGUGCUACUGCGGCCACAAGAUCCAGGCGGCCAACGUGAGCGAGGCCGAGUGCGACAUGGAGUGCAAGGGCGAGCGGGGCAGCCUGUGCGGCGGCGCCAAUCGCCUCUCGGUCUACCGGCUGCAGCUGGCCCAGGAGUCGGCCCGCAGGUAUGGCAGUGCGGUCUUCCGAGGCUGCUUCCGCCGGCCCGGCAACCUCUCCCUGGCCCUGCCCGUGACGGCCGCCAUGCCAAACAUGUCCGUGGACAAGUGCGUGGACUUCUGCACAGAGAAGGAGUACCCGCUGGCGGCCCUCGCGGGCACCGAGUGCCACUGUGGCUUCCCCACCACGCGCUUCCCCCUGCACGAGAGGGAAGACGAGCAGCUGUGCGCCCAGAAGUGCAGCGCGGAGGAGUUUGAGAGCUGCGGGACCCCCAGCUACUUCAUCGUGUACCAGACACAGGUGCAGGACAACCGCUGCAUGGACAGAAGGUUCCUCCCAGCCAAGUCCAAGCAGCUCAUCGCUCUGGCCAGCUUCCCAGGUGCCGGCAACACGUGGGCCCGCCACCUCAUCGAGCUGGCCACCGGCUUCUACACCGGCAGCUACUACUUCGACGGUUCUCUCUACAACAAGGGGUUCAAAGGCGAGCGGGACCACUGGCGCAGCGGGAGGACCAUCUGCAUCAAGACGCACGAGAGCGGCCAGAAGGAGAUCGAGGCCUUCGACGCCGCCAUCCUGCUCAUCCGCAACCCCUACAAGGCCCUCAUGGCCGAGUUCAAUCGCAAGUACGGCGGCCACAUCGGCUUCGCCGCGCACGCGCACUGGAAGGGCAAAGAGUGGCCCGAGUUCGUGCGGAACUACGCGCCGUGGUGGGCCACGCACACGCUGGACUGGCUCAAGUUCGGCAAGAAGGUGCUGGUGGUGCACUUCGAGGACCUGAAGCGGGACCUGUUCGCCCAGCUGGGCCGCAUGGUGCGCCUGCUGGGCGUGGCCGCGCGCGAGGACCGGCUGCUGUGCGUGGAGAGCCAGAAGGACGGCAACUUCAAGCGCUCGGGGCUGCGCAAGCUGGAGUACGACCCCUACACGGCGGACAUGCAGCGCACCAUCCAGGCCUACAUCAAGCUGGUGGACGCGGCCCUGAGGGGGCGGAACCUCACGGGCGUGCCCGAGGACUACUACCCCAGAUGA
This is a messenger RNA of Pipistrellus nathusii (Nathusius's pipistrelle), 1728 nucleotides long. Lineage: Eukaryota; Metazoa; Chordata; Mammalia; Chiroptera; Vespertilionidae. The record is from the annotation of a GenBank genome assembly.